CUCUACGGAAAAAUCCGUAGAGAUCAGUGGCGCAGUGCAGUGCAUACCACCACCCGUGCACUGUGCAUGAUGCAUGUUCAGAUCUAUCAAACAAAAGUGUGAGGAAUCCGUCGAAAGUUUACACAAAUUCGGGACUUGUUUAUCUGACCAGUUGUUCCAGACAUUAGUAUAAAGAAAUAUUGCAGCUAUGAGAAUCUUCGAGUUACAAGCUAUUCAUCCAUCAAAACAAAAUUGACCACCAAAAACCUGGUCCCUACGCUCCGUUUUGCACCCACAAAAAUUUACGGGUUUUUACGUAUGCGCCACAUGGAUCAUGGAUUUAGUCAGGUGUAUGUGGACAAUUUGAUGGUCACAGAUCAGCAGCAGCUUCUCUGUAACCUAAAAUCAAUGAAGAAUGUGAUCAUUGGCAGUAACAAACAAAAGACAAACUUUAUGCUAUGUGGAGCUAUCGACAGAAUACAUUACAUAAUGACAAGCGAAGGAGUUCCCCCUGAGAUCCUGGUGGAGACCGCUGUAUUACUUGGUAGCUUUGCCAAAGGAACAGUGGACAACAAGAGAGAACUGAUGGACAAACGCAUCCUAGCAGUCAUGCUUCAAGGUCUUGGCAGUGAUGACAUCAAGUUUGUGGAGGCUUGCCUACGAUUUCUUAGGACUAUUUUGACUAGCUCAGUCGCCCCAGUUGAUGAUGUAGUAUUUGAGGAUGCUGCAGUAAUACCACAUCUCAUACACCUCCUACCAAAGACACUGUGUACACAGGAAUGUGUGGCUCACAUACUGUCGCAAUGUUGUAAGGCACCCAAACAGCAGGAUAUACUGUACCAACAUGGAGCAGUUGAAGCUCUCGCUCCCUUGCUGUGCUCAGAAAUCAACAAGAUUCGACUCCCAGCUCUUCAGUGUCUAUCUGCUCUCAGUUACCAGAACCGUUUUGUCUCCUUUGAAAUAUCAACCGCUAAGUACAACAGAGAAGAUAUGUCUACAUUACUGAGCAGACUCUUAGCGAGGGAUCUUCCUGUCAACAUCCAACUUACAGCAGCAAAAUGCUUGUGUUACCUGUGUAGAGCAGGUGCAAUAAGUUCCAGGUGCCCUCUGAUUGUACAACGGGUGCUCCCUAGCCUUGCCAGGAUGUGUAAGAAGGACAGAAUGGUGGAGGAAAGAGUAGAAGCAGCAGAGACAUUGGCCUUCCUCAUUGAGGAGGAUGUUUCCCUCCAGGUUUCUGCAAGCAUCACAGACCAUCUCAUCCCUACCCUUGCUCUCUUUCUCAAGUAUUCACCAAGCAACUCUGCAAACAAAGAACAGAGUGUUUACAUACAGGCUGAAUUGAGGCAAGCUGCUUUCAAAGUAUUUGCAUCAUUAGGAGCAAAUGUAGAGGAGAUCAGAAAAAAGAUCAUUGAGACAGAUAAUUUGAUGGACACCAUGGAAAAGUGCAUUGAAGAAGAGAAUCUUAAGGUUCAGUUAGCAUCAGCAAGAUGUUUACACAGUCUCUCAAGAUCAGUCCAACAAUUAAGAACAAGUUUCCAAGAUCACAUAGUAUGGAAGCCACUUGUAGAGCUGUUACAGCAUGAGAGUGCAGAUGAACUGAUGAUAGUGGCUUCUUCAACACUGUGUAAUCUACUCCUGGAAUUCUCACCCAGCAAAGAUAAAAUUGUUCAAGCAGGGGCAAUUGACAUUCUGUGCAAUCUGACCACCAACUCUAAUGCCCCUCUACGUCUUAAUGGCAUCUGGGGACUGAUGAACAUGGCAUUCCAAGCAGAUGAGAGUAUUAAGACAAAUAUUUUGGAAAAGAUGGGCACGGAUCAGCUGUUUCGACUGCUUAUUGACACUAAUGUUGACAUCCUGAUGAAGACUCUAGGGCUGCUAAGAAACCUCUUGUCAACCAGACUGCACAUAGAUAACAUCAUGCUGACACACAGCUCACAGAUCAUGACAGCUGUCAUCAUGAUCUUAGAAGGCAACCAUCCGCCCCAGGUCAAGGAGCAGACACUAUGCAUACUUGCUAAUAUAGCAGAUGGGACAUCAGCCAAAGAGGUAAUCAUGUCCAAUGAAGAUAUCCUCAAGAAACUCACAUGCUACAUGAGACAUGACAAUGUGAGGCUUCAGAUAGCAUCAGUGUACUGCAUCAACAAUCUAGUAUGGAAUCAAGAGGAUGGAGCUACAGAGAGGCAGUCCAAACUCAAGGAAUAUGGGGUACAGAAACAGCUACAGUCCUUGCUCAGUGCCAGCGAUACUGUUCUAUUUGACAAGGUCAAGAUGGCAUUGCAGCAGUUUUCAUCAUGAUGGAUUCACUUACUGUAUUCCAACCCUAAUGAGAUGAGAGUCCAACUAUCUUGGGUAUCAUUGCUGAAACGAUAGAUGAAGGACACAUGACUGUUACAGUUUGUUAGGAUCAUGUUCUGAGUAUGGUUGGCACUUUAAUACUCUGUACUAAACUUGAAUUGGAAGAUUAUCUAGGGUAUUUAGAGCCAAUAAUGAACAUCUCUCCUCAAAGCUGUGUAAAAACUACCUGAAGAAAACGAGAAAGGAGUCAUGAAAAACAGUCCCGUGAUCUGAAUCUGCUAGAGCUGCUAUGGGAAGAGCUAGAUUUGAGAAAAUGCCAACAAAUGAAUCCCAUCUGACGGAGAUUCUUCAAAAGGCAUGGAAAGACAUAUCCAGUAAUUACCUCCAGAAGCUGACCAGUCAGAUGACAAGAGUGUGCCCUACUGUGAUAGCUGUCAGGGGUGGGAUUCUUUGAGGAGAAGUCUCUAUAAUCUGAAAAAUAAAGGAAUGAGCAUCUCUUGACAUACUAAUAUUCAUUUAAUCAUUCUUUUCCUUGUAAUAGUAACACAAAAGCAAAGAAUAAACAAUGAAAUAUAAUCUCCCAUGAAAAAAGAAAAGAGAAGGCAUUGUGAUUUUUCCAAAAUGUUGAUGUGCUUCUUAGAUGAAAAUACUAGUUUUCUGCAUGAGUAAACAAAUGCUUAUUGGCUAUUAGUCUAUACAUUUUGAAUAUUAUUCAGAACAAGCAAUGGUCAGAUUUUGUAGAAUGUCAAAAGAGUAAAAGUAUGGCACAACUGACCAAACCAGAGACCUCUUCAUUCUACUGGAAAUUUUACUUUUGGUGACUCUGGAAAUAAAUACACAACUGUGAGAAAUGAAAUGAGAGAAUGAUGGUAUGUAGCUCUUUCAAGGUUCCCCAUCGCUUUCUUCGCCUUUUCAAGAUUUGCAAAGGUUCUCCGCUGGAAAUCGAACCCGGUCCCUAGCUUAGAACACCAAUGCCUUACCACUAGAACACAAACUGAGUUUUGAACAGUGAUAGCCACGUGCAUCAGUUGGAUCCUAGCUUUGAGCAUAUAUAUGUAUAUAUUUUUUCAGCUCUCCUGAGCCAAAUAUCUUUCACAUAUUUUCUCAAAAAGUCAUUGCCAGAUUUAACCAAACUUGGUAAAAAUAAUCUUUAGGCAGAGGGGGGGGGGGGGGGGGGGUGUUUAAAAGUUGUUUAAAAGGUAUGUACCCCCUCACUGACAGAAAUUGCACAUUUUCUUAAUCUUGGAAACCUGUGGCUGGAUUCUAACCAAAAAUGUUUGGAAUCACCUGCAGGAAAAGGAGAUCUAAAGUUGUUCAAAUAAGGUAUAUGCCCCAAAUGGAGCUUGUGGCAGCAUCCCCAAAGUGCCCCUAUGGCAAUAAUUAGACAUUUAACAACUUUUCCUUAAAAAUUCAUGUAGUUAUUUUGAAUUAACUUUAUAGGAAGCAUUCCUCAAGCAGGGGUUUUAUGAAAUUUUUAUAAAGAGCUACUAACCCUGCAAGGGGAAGGGGCUCGGGAGAAGCACUCCCCCCCCCCCCCCCCCCAAAAAAAAAAAAAAUCCCUCUGCUCUACAUUUUUGACUUCUCAAAAAUGCAUGGCCAGAUUUUAACCAAAAUUUGUAGGAAUUGUCUGCAGCAUAGAUCAGAUGGGGUAUAUCCUCUCAAUAUCCACCAUCCAAACAGCAAUGCAAGCAUGGCAAAUUGAUAAAAAAAAUGUGCAUGCACGUAUCUUGAAAAAUGCGGAUGUUUUUUGUUUUUUUAAUUGUUCCUUUUGAAUCAAGGAUAUCUCUUCAAAAUGGCUGGUUACCUUCAUUAUUUAUUAAUUAGUGUAGAUAUGAUUUUGAUUCCAAAAUGUUGGUAUGGAUUCUGGCAAAACAUUGUAGGAAUCAUUUUUUUGUGAAGAUGACCUAAAUUUGUUAGAAUGGGAUACCUCCCCCUGCAGGGGACGUGGGAUCAGCACCCCUUAUAUUGCCCUACUGUUCCAAUAAAUCCUUUGUUCCUGGUGCAAAGGGGUUGGGAGCUAUAUGUAGGUCCCUUACUGUGAGGCCCCUAUUUCAUCUGCUCAGAAGAGCAUUGGAUUCGUGAAACUCUAGUGUAUAUACAUCUAUAUGAAUUCUCUCAUUUUUAUUUCUCACUAUUGUGUAUUUAGGUCCAAGUUGAAAUACAGGGGUCUAGCGAUAUGUAGUUGAGUGGUCUAAUGACAGGGAAAUUAUCUGAAAGGAUCAUCAACGGUAGGCGUAAUGUCUAUGACGUUUCAUAAUUAUUUGUACUAUAUUUCACUUUGGAUAAUUAUUAGAUAUCGUAUAUUCAAUGUCACUUCUUCAUGCAUUUUAAUAUUCAUGGAUAGAGAUAGUCUCAAAUGACUCAAGAGUAAAUGAGAGAGACCUUUGUAUUCACAACCACGUCAAUUGUGUUGCUAUAGGCAUCCAUUAAUUCAACAAAUGAGGAGAUAUUAAUUCUUUGAUUCACACUGAUGUGUUACUCUGAUUAAAGGGUGUCGAAAGGGAAACACCAUCCAAUAAUUGAGCAUAUAUGAACUGAGGUUAAUUAUACAAACAGCAUUAAAAACUCUUA
Messenger RNA from Strongylocentrotus purpuratus (purple sea urchin), 4845 nucleotides. RefSeq names its product armadillo repeat-containing protein 8 (gene armc8). The record is from RefSeq and is a predicted model, not a curated record. Gene Ontology annotation, molecular function: protein binding. Lineage: Eukaryota; Metazoa; Echinodermata; Echinoidea; Camarodonta; Strongylocentrotidae. The coding region runs from base 298 to 2274 and encodes 658 amino acids. Gene Ontology annotation, cellular component: GID complex. Gene Ontology annotation, biological process: proteasome-mediated ubiquitin-dependent protein catabolic process. The transcript is spliced from 21 exons.